AAGUAGAUCCGGCCAGGCAGACAAAAGUUUGGGAGAGAAGUUCGGUCUGUGCUGAGUGUGAGAGUGAGGGGGGCGGGGGCCGAGGAGAGUGGGGCGGCAGGGCGAGUGGACGCGUGAACAGACAGACCUGCGGACGGGACAGCCGCGGCCGUAGGCCCUUCUAGCCCCGCUUAACCCCUGAUGCGCGGGGGGAAGCAUCCCCUCUCGCUGGGGGAUGCUGCGGGAUUCCCGGUGCCGGGCAUCCGGGCCGCCCGCUAAACCCGUGUGCCUACCCCGUGCCCCCGGGGAACCGGAGUCCGGCCGCUGGGAAAGAGAAGCGGCCGCAGAGACGCUGCAGGGUGCCGGGCGGGGAGGGGGCUGGAGGCCCCAGGCCCGAGGGCAUGGAGCGGUUAGGGGAGAAAGCCAGUCGCCUGCUGGAGAAGUUAAGACUCUCGGACUCCGGCAGCGCCAAGUUCGGCCGCAGAAAGGGUGAAUCUAGCCGGUCUGGAUCUGAUGGGACCCCCGGGGCGGGCAAGGGGCGUCUGAGUGGGUUGGGGGGACCUAGGAAAUCAGGGCCCCGUGGAGCUACUGGGGGACCUGGGGAUGAGCCGUUGGAGCCAGCCCGGGAGCAGGGCCCCCUGGACGCUGAGCGGAACCCGCGCGGCUCCUUUGAGGCGCAGCGCUACGAAGCCUCCUUUCCUGGGGGGCCGCCUCCCACCCGGGCCUUGCCUCUACCUCAGUCAUUGCCCCCCGACUUUCGGCUGGAGACCACGGCCCCAGCUCUAAGCCCCCGCUCCAGUUUCGCCAGUAGCUCAGCCAGCGAUGCCAGCAAGCCGUCCAGUCCCCGGGGCAGCCUGCUGUUGGACGGGGCGGGGGCCGGUGGAGCCGGAGGUAGCCGACCCUGCAGCAAUCGUACCAGCGGCAUCAGCAUGGGCUACGACCAGCGCCACGGCAGCCCCCUGCCCGCCGGGCCAUGUCUGUUUGGCCCACCCCUGGCUGGGGCUCCGGCGGGCUAUUCCCCUGGAGGGGUGCCGUCCGCCUACCCGGAGCUCCACGCUGCCCUGGACCGACUGUGCGCUCACCGGCCGUCGGGAUUCGGCUGCCAGGAAAGCCGCCACUCGUAUCCCCCGGCCCUAGGCAGCCCCGGGGCUCUAGCCGGGGCCGGAGUGGGAGCGGCAGGGCCGUUGGAGAGACGCGGGGCGCAACCCGGACGACACUCGGUGACCGGAUACGGGGACUGCGCCGCGGGCGCCCGAUACCAGGAUGAGCUAACAGCAUUGCUGCGCCUGACGGUGGGCACGGGUGGGCGAGAAGCCGGCACCCGCGGGGAACCCUCGGGGAUUGAGCCGUCGGGUCUCGAGGAGCCGCCGGGUCCGUUCGUUCCAGAGGCCUCCCGGGCCCGGAUGCGGGAACCAGAGGCCAGAGAAGACUACUUCGGCACCUGUAUCAAGUGCAACAAAGGCAUCUAUGGGCAGAGCAAUGCCUGCCAGGCCCUGGACAGCCUCUACCACACCCAGUGCUUUGUCUGCUGCUCCUGUGGGCGAACUUUGCGCUGCAAAGCUUUCUAUAGCGUCAAUGGCUCCGUGUACUGUGAGGAAGAUUAUCUGUUUUCAGGGUUUCAGGAGGCAGCUGAGAAGUGCUGUGUCUGCGGUCACUUGAUUUUGGAGAAGAUCCUACAGGCCAUGGGAAAGUCCUAUCACCCAGGCUGCUUCCGAUGCAUCGUUUGCAACAAGUGCCUGGAUGGCAUCCCCUUCACAGUGGACUUCUCCAACCAGGUGUACUGCGUCACUGACUACCACAAAAAUUAUGCUCCUAAGUGUGCGGCCUGCGGCCAACCCAUCCUCCCCUCAGAGGGCUGUGAGGACAUUGUGAGGGUGAUAUCCAUGGACCGGGAUUAUCACUUUGAGUGCUACCACUGUGAGGACUGCCGGAUGCAGCUGAGUGAUGAGGAAGGCUGCUGCUGCUUCCCUCUGGAUGGGCACUUGCUCUGCCACGGCUGUCACAUGCAGCGGCUUAAUGCCCGACAGCCCCCUGCCAACUAUAUCUGAACUGCAGUCACUACUGCUGCCUUCGCCACCAUUGACAAAUUCCUCUGGCCAGAGGGCCCCUCUGAGGCCAGCUGAGGCAAGGAACGCACUCCCAGGCCGGGAAGAAGAGCCCUCUGGGGAAGGCCCCAAGGGCCAGAGACCCAAAGAUAUGACAUUCCAAAUGGAUUGUGGAGAAGGAACCUUCCAAUUGCCAUGGUGGGGUGACUGGCUUUCUUUCCAUGUGUGUAGCCUGUGCUGUAGCGUGUAUUCAGGCACACACUACAGGCGAGUUCCAGUACUUUCUAAAGGUCUGAUUCUGGUCUAUAUCUCCAGUGUCUGAUUAUGCAUAAGUCAAGUGAUGUUCCAGCUUUGGAUUAUAGGAAGAGAGGACAUCAUGAGCACUCCUCACUCUUUUGUACCCCUCAUGUGGGUCAGGUAUGGGGUCAGCAGGUUCUUACUACAGUGUCUUUGUAUCUGGAUGAAGAGAUGGACACUAGACCUUAUUAAUGAGUUUUUUUCUUGGCCACCUUCUCCCUAUAGACUAGGAGCACUGCUCACCCCUCUGCUGGGAAGGGGGACAGCUCUCAGUGGGCCUGUUGCCUGUAUUGCCUAUUUCUCAGGGACUCACGUGGGCCUGGGAAGGCUAGGUGGGUGCCCAUACUUGGUUCCUCUUCUCCUCAGCUGGGGAAGUAAUGAGUGGGUCCUUGGGGGUGGAGGUGCCAGGUGAGACAUGUAAGAAGUGUCAGGCCAACCGCGCUCCGUGCACAUGCCCAGGUAUAGGUGCACUGAUACCCCCAGCCCAAUGUAGACACACAUAGGCACAUUCAUAGACACACUGUCUCACUCCCUUCUUCUCAGGUCACUCUUAUCCAGUUCCCUAAUAGUCACUCACCACUCCAGACCUGCCACCUCUCAGAGGAAUCUAGGAUUAUAACCACUACAACUCCCAAACUCUGAGGUUCUGGGGAGCCAGAGGGGCAACACACUUUGAUCUGGUUCUAGUCGUUUGGCUGAAAUCGGUUUACCUAAGCUAGACUCCUUUAAAGCCAAUUCGUGGGAGACUUGUAUGCUUAAAGUUUACUUGUUUUGGAGGGGGGGGCAGGGAGGGUGCAAAAAAAGGUGGUUUUAUUGAAAGCACGGGAAUAGGACCCGUGGGCAGAAAGAGCUGCCAAAGUUUACUUAAUGACCAGUUUGCCAAAAGCUCAGUCCCUUUGGGGUAUUUUUAUAGCCAUUUAGGUGUUUCGUUGUUAUGUUUUGGGUGUUUUCAAGAUUUACAUCUAUUCAUCCAACAGUACUUCUGAAUUAUUGUCAACAACAUAAAUUUAUCAAAUUUGCAGCACUUUGUAAUGUUGAGAUUGCUUCCUACCUUUAUGGACAUUUUCCUAUGUUAUCUACUUUUCAAACACUUUUCUAAAAAGUUUAAAGUUUCUAGCAAUAAAUAUAAUUGGUAUGGACA
This is a messenger RNA of Felis catus (domestic cat), 3462 nucleotides long. It is a transcript of the gene AJUBA, whose product is annotated as ajuba LIM protein. The transcript is spliced from 8 exons. Gene Ontology annotation, cellular component: P-body; transcription regulator complex; adherens junction. Lineage: Eukaryota; Metazoa; Chordata; Mammalia; Carnivora; Felidae. Gene Ontology annotation, biological process: positive regulation of miRNA-mediated gene silencing; regulation of DNA-templated transcription; negative regulation of hippo signaling. The coding region runs from base 381 to 2027 and encodes 548 amino acids. The record is from RefSeq and is a predicted model, not a curated record. Gene Ontology annotation, molecular function: transcription corepressor activity.